ACUGUUUACCAGCCUACCCCAAAUUCCCCGACCCGCUCGCCGCAGGAAAUGCAAAUCGAGAGGCCGCGGCGUCCCACAUCCCCACCGCCGCCGGCUGCUGCUGCUGUGGCAGCGGCGGCUGCCAUGUCCUCAGUGCUCGGCGAUGACGACCUCCUGCGCGAGAUCCUCCUCCGCGUCGGCCUCCCCACCAGCCUCCUCCGCGGCGCCCUCGUCUGCAGGCGCUGGCUCCGCCACGCCUCCGACCCGGCCUUCCUCCGCCGCUUCCGCGACAGAAACCCAUCCCGCAUCCUCGGCGCCUACCUCGACACCGGGGUCGGCCCCACCCCACGCCCGCUGUUCGUCCCGAUCCGCCCGCUCCCGGAGCUCGCCGCCGCCGCCCGCCGCGCCGGCUCCUUCUUCGACGCCUUCAAGGGCUCCUCCGCGUCCGUCCUCGACAGCCGCGGGGGCCGCCUCCUCGUCACGGCGUUUGACGACCGCUACGACUCCACGCACUUGGUGUGCAGCCCGCUGUCCCCCUCGGGUCAUACGGUCGUCGUGCCGCCGCCCCCACCGCCGCCGCCGAUCCAGCUCACUAGCGACGAGGAGUGCAUCAUCUACCACUACGGCGAGAUCCUCCCAGAUGACGGCAACGGCCGGUCCUACUUCUGCGUGGUGAUGGGGUACAGCGAGCAGCAGACCACCGUGCACCUGUAUGAGUUGCAGGACACGAACUGGGUCGUCAGGGCCUCUGCGGCGGGGCAACUCCCUGUAUCGCCGCCGAAAUCUAGGGUUAUGUUCGUCGACAACGCCAGGUUCUAUAUGUUGUCCACUAUCAACAAAAUCCUUGUAUGCGAUUUCCCUUCCUCUAGUAUCUCAGCCAUGGAACUGCCAAAUGGGGUGGUGAACAAGCACAGCGGAUGCAUCAUGCUGUCGCGGGGAGAUGGUUCUAGAAUUUAUCUGAUGUACACAAAAGAAUCUCAGCUUCACAUCUUCCUCCGCGGUACACACAGCGAUAAGGCGAACUGGUUACUGGUGGAUACUAUUUGUUUGCUUCAGAUUUGCGCUAAUCUGGGGCUUGAUGCUUGGCCAAUUGUUGAUGGACACACUGAUGGUCUUAAGAUACACGCUGUUGGGGACAAUGCCAGGUUUGUGUUCUUGGAGAUGUUUGGCGCCGUUGUUUUCUUGGAUAUUACUAGCAAGCAUGCCGAGAAGGUGUAUGAGAUGACACCAGAGGAUAAGGGGUUGAUUAGUAUCUGUCCCUUGAUGACAAUAUGGCCUCCUGUCUUCCCCGUGCUGAAGGAAGGAUAUGACCAAAAGGAGUGAUCCUGCACAGGCUCAAAUUUACAGAUACAAAGAAACUAGAUUAAGUUUGGAUUUCAAGGGCCAAAAAAUGAGAAGCAUAACAAUAAGAUUGCUGAGUGGCCAGCUUUAUAAUGAGCACUGAGCACAGCCUAGUUUGGGGAAAUGCAUCAAUAUGGCAACAUUGAAUAAAAAAUAUUUGUCAUCUAGCAGAUAUAGAUCACACCAUUCAUGUAAAUAAAAUUAUCAAGCCUGAAAUCAUCUAACCCCUGCAUACUAGUAAUCGAGAGUGACAAUGCCAAACUUGUGUUCUUGGUGAUGUUUGGCACUAUUGUCGUCUUGGAUAUCACAAGCAAGCAGGAAGUGAAGGUAUGUGGGUGUCACCAGAGGAUCAGGAGUUGCUUAGUGUUUGUCCCAUGAUGCUGAAGGAAGGAUAUGAUCAAAAGGGGCAAUCCUGCAAGUUUUGUCUCUGGGUUUCCCCUGUCGUACUGUAGUCUCUUAGUAUCCGGUUUAUGAUGUGCACUGUGCAUUACGUUAGUCCCUUGUGGUUUGUGAUGUUUACUGACCUGCGUUAUACUACUUAGUUGCUCUAUAUCUGGUUUACAAUGUCCCUAGUGGAAACAAGUACAACUCAGUAGCAGAAAGAAUUGACAUGCCUGAGUUUUUGGUU
This is a messenger RNA of Phragmites australis (common reed), 1948 nucleotides long. RefSeq lists its product as uncharacterized. The record is from RefSeq and is a predicted model, not a curated record. NCBI's taxonomy places the organism in Eukaryota, Viridiplantae, Streptophyta, Magnoliopsida, Poales, Poaceae. The coding region runs from base 49 to 1302 and encodes 417 amino acids. Gene Ontology annotation, molecular function: protein binding. The transcript is spliced from 2 exons.